Argentina anserina (silverweed cinquefoil) is the source of this 975-nucleotide messenger RNA. RefSeq lists its product as uncharacterized. The coding region runs from base 1 to 975 and encodes 324 amino acids. Lineage: Eukaryota; Viridiplantae; Streptophyta; Magnoliopsida; Rosales; Rosaceae. The record is from RefSeq and is a predicted model, not a curated record. The transcript is spliced from 2 exons.
AUGCAAGGAGAAAGUGUGGAAUUCACACAGAAAGUUAACUCUCUCAGUCUCACUCACUCAGAGGUCUUCAACAAAGAGAUGCAUGCAAUGUGGGUUUCAUUGACGGAAAAUAUCAAGUGUGGAACCAAGCUUUCAGAUGUUGUUGGCCUGCGAGAAAGAUGUGACAGAAGUAGGAACUCCGGGGAAGCGAGUUCGGAUGGUGAACUUGUACUUGCUCAUGGGAAAGAUACCCCAUUCCGGGAACUGAUGUACCAUCCAAGCUACACACAGGCACAGCUCUUUGCCAGCUAUCUGGACAGUUCCUCUAAAACUAUCUUUAUAUUUGCCAAAUGGUAUGAACUAGAGUUUGUGAACCUAAAUUUUCAUCUUGUCUUCCUACCAGAGCUAAGCAGUGGAGACCCUUCAAGGGAUAUCAUUGAGAUGAUUGUUCGAAAAGCAUCAAUGAAUCCUUCAAAGCCAUCAGGCAAGAUCAAAACUGUCUUGAGGGUGAAGAACUCCGUAGAAACACUUGAAAUGUUUGAGAAGUACAGAGAGAAGGUAAAGAAGGUGGCCAAAGAGAGAUGCAUGAGGCACCCAAGAAUCACAGUGGAUGGAAAUGAGCUUAUGAGAUUCUAUUGCACAACAAUGGCCUGUUGCAAUGUAGAGUCAAGGAGAGUCCCUGAGCUUUGUAAUGGUCCAACUUGUCGAGUGUGCAGAUUAAUUCAUUCGAGCUUUGACACGGAAUAUGUAUUGGAGAAUGGUAUUCAAUUGAGUACAAGUAGUGAAAACACCAUUGCAGUUACAAGGGCAAGCAAGGCAAAGAGGGCAGUAAUAGUUUGCAGGACAAUUGCAGGGAGCAUUGUUAAUGUGGAUGACCAGGAAUAUGACGAGUCUGAAUCAAUUGGAAACCGAAAUUUGCAUUCUACCACCACAGAAUAUCUACUAGUGCAGAAUCCCAGUGCAGUACUUCCCUGUUUUGUUAUAGUUUUUAACUGA